CUCAAUUUCUCUUAUUUCUUUCUGAAUCAAAAUUUAACUCACAAACUUAAUCAAAUUAUCACUCUUAACUAAAGAUGUAGUUUACCAGGAUCUUCUCACAGGUGAUGAACUUCUCUCAGAUUCAUUCCCAUACAAGGAAAUUGAGAAUGGAAUGCUUUGGGAAGUAGAAGGAAAAUGGGUUUUUCAAGGAGCAGUUGAUGUAGACAUUGGGGCCAACCCUUCUGCAGAAGAUGGCGGCGAAGAUGAAGGUGUUGAUGACCAAGCUAUCAAGGUUGUCGACAUUGUUGAUACUUUCAGGCUUCAGGAGCAACCUGCUUACGACAAGAAGCAAUUUGUCACCUUCAUGAAGAGGUACAUUAAAUUGCUGACACCAAAAUUGGAGGCAGAGAAGCAAGAGUUGUUUAAGAAGCAUAUCGAAUCGGCAACCAAGUUCCUGCUAUCUAAGCUCAGUGACCUUCAAUUUUUCGUGGGUGAGAGCAUGCACGAUGAUGGCGGCGUGGUGUUUGCAUACUACAAAGAAGGUGCAACCGAUCCAACUUUUCUGUACUUGGCGUACGGGUUGAAGGAAAUCAAGUGUUGAUCAAGUCUUCACAAGUCGGUAAACGGAUGGUCGUGUCCUGUAGUUUAGGCAUUAAGUUUUAUUAGCUAUUUAGUGUCUUUGUUUACCUUAGUACCUAAGAAUGGUUAUAGUGUCUUUUAAACCCAUUUAAAGAGUCGCAGAUUCAAACUCAAAACUUAUUAUUAUUACAUUUUACAUGUUCUUCUGAU
Molecule: messenger RNA, 768 nt
Organism: Pistacia vera
Lineage: Eukaryota; Viridiplantae; Streptophyta; Magnoliopsida; Sapindales; Anacardiaceae
Product: translationally-controlled tumor protein homolog
Exons: 5
Coding region: 152-580 (142 amino acids)
Cellular component (GO): cytoplasm
Molecular function (GO): calcium ion binding
Source: RefSeq, a predicted model, not a curated record